Bubalus bubalis (water buffalo) is the source of this 1500-nucleotide messenger RNA. RefSeq names its product zinc finger and SCAN domain-containing protein 5B-like. The record is from RefSeq and is a predicted model, not a curated record. NCBI's taxonomy places the organism in Eukaryota, Metazoa, Chordata, Mammalia, Artiodactyla, Bovidae. Bases 66 to 1457 code for a protein of 463 amino acids. Gene Ontology annotation, biological process: regulation of transcription by RNA polymerase II. The transcript has 4 exons. Gene Ontology annotation, molecular function: DNA-binding transcription factor activity, RNA polymerase II-specific; RNA polymerase II cis-regulatory region sequence-specific DNA binding.
AUAGGCGUCAACUGGGCACCCACUUCUAGAAGCAUUUGCUCAGAGUCCUACUGGAAAUUUCCUCCAUGAAUAUGGCUGAGGACCAGACAUUUUUUCAGGGUUGUGGACACAUGACAGACAGCCCUGGGGCAGAGUCACUGGCGUCCGUGCCACCCCAAGACACACUCAUGGAAAACUCAGACUGUGACCAGGAAACCUGGCACGUCCGGUUCAGAACAUUUAGCAGCUCAGAGGAGUCCGACUCUGUCGAGGAUCUGAGGAGACUCCGUGAACUCUGCCAUCUGUGGCUGAGGCCGGAUCUUCACACCAAGGAGCAGAUGAUGGACAGGCUGGUGCUGGAGCAGUUCAUGAUCUGCAUGCCCCUGGAGUGCCAGGUCCUGCUCAAAGAAAGUGGGGUGCAGAGUUGCAAAGCCCUGGAGGACGUGCUGAGAAAUAAGCAGAAACCCAAGAACUGGACCAUAGUCUGCAUACAAGGGCAGAAAUAUCCCGUGCGUGAUCCCGAUACUGAGAUGGUUGAAGCCAAGGCCGGUGAUAUGGAUGAUGGCAGAGACCCAUGUGGGGAGCCCCAACCGCCCUCAAGGGUCAUACCUCCAGAGGAUGGCCAGGAAGGAAGCCAAGAGCUGCAGAAUCUGCCAGGAGCCAUGAACCUAUCUAGGGAGCAGGACCAGAGAGCUCUCCUGCCAGAGACUGUUCCUGAAACAGGUGAGCUGGAGGGUCAGACGCCCAGGGAGAACUUGGAGAAGGACCUGCUGGAAGAAGGGGGAGAGACAAAAACCCUUCAAUCUAAAGAACCUGAACUUCUGAAGGGUCCUGGGAGACGUUUCCACUAUGAGUGGAUCCAGAUGAGGUCCUGUAAAGAAUCGCAGACAUGUCAAAAGGAAACGGGAGAGCAGUCCGACUUGCCAAGACGUGGAUCAAGAAGCAGCCACGUGUUUGGACCCAGGAGAGUUCUAAGGACAGCGUGGGUCCCAUUUGUUGGUGCAUCUGGCACCGUGGGACCCACCAGUCUUCCUGAGGUAGCAGAAACCCUGGGACGGGCACCCUCUGAAUGCAGGGUGUGCCAAAAGAGCUUUCCUUAUCAAUCUCAGCUUACCCUGCACCAGAGGACACACACAGGAGAGAGGCCCUUUCAGUGCGACAUCUGUGCCAAAGGGUUCAUACAGCCUUCAGACCUGCGGGUUCACGAGCGUAUCCACACUGGCGAGAAGCCCUACAGCUGUGAUCUCUGCCUCAAGAAGUUCACCCAGGACUCCACACUGUGCGCUCACAAGAGGACCCACACCCAGGAGAAGCCUUUCCGCUGUGAGCAGUGUGACAGAGCUUUCGGCCACCGAGGGAACCUCAGUGUUCACCAACGCACCCACUCUGGGCUCAAGCCCUACGUGUGCCCCAAGUGUCACACAGCCUUCCGUCAGCUGGGGACUUUCAAACGCCACCGGAAAAUCCAUUCCAGAUGACUGGCUCAGGACCCUGCCCUCAGGUCCAAGUGCCUUCUGCUCC